AUGGAAACGAGAAUUGACCCAUCCAAACUUUGCAAAAAGUUCAUCAGUUUAGGUUUUGAUGGGUGUAAGUUUACAGAGGUCAGAGGUUAUGUAGGAAGAAUUUCUAUGGGAUGGAUGACGAGCAAGAUCGGUGUUGAAAUUCUCAAGAAUCAUUUUCAAUUCAUCCAUGCAAAAAUCAAAAUUGGCGACGAGGUAUAUUGGUUGUUAACAACAGUCUAUGUAAGCCCUAUAGAAGAUGGUAAGAGGGAGUUAUUGAGAAAAUUGAAAAACAUAGUGGAAAAAGUGGAUAGCAGCUGGAUUGUUGGUGGAAACUUUAAAAAUAUUCUUGUUGGGACAAAAAAGAGGGGUGAAGUUAUUCCAUAUGCUAGGAAGUGUGUUUUGUUCUAA
Messenger RNA from Lathyrus sativus (Indian pea), 387 nucleotides. Lineage: Eukaryota; Viridiplantae; Streptophyta; Magnoliopsida; Fabales; Fabaceae. The record is from the annotation of a GenBank genome assembly.